CUCUCUUCCCCGCAAGUCGCAAGUUGCAAGCUUCAACCUCCUUCAUCCUCUAAUCCAACAGCGACGCCUAACAAGCAUCACAUGAUAGCAAGGUGAUAGCUGAUUUACAUUGAAGGCAUAAGAAGUGAUCGAGGGGUAAGAAAAAGGAGACAGAUGCGGGCGCACCUUACAAAAUCGUUUUUGCACAUAGAGGCCUUGAGGCAGCCUUCCAAGUCUCCAUGGUUUUUUGUGUGUUCUUCCUACUGUGAUGCUCCUCACAAGAAGUCAAAGCUUGCCCCUCUACAGGAAAGGAGAAUGAUAGACAGGUUCAGGCUUUAUGCUAAAGGGGGUGGUGGUGGCAGUGGUUGCACCAGCACUCGCCGUAGUCGGCAUGAUCGCCGAGGAAGACCUGAUGGUGGGAAUGGUGGAAGAGGUGGUGAUGUGAUUUUGGAAUGUUCCCCAAGAGUUUGGGACUUCAGCGGUUUGCAACCUCACCUUAUUGCACAGAGAGGGGGACAUGGAUCCUCAAAGAAUAAAAUUGGCACCAGAGGAGCAGAUAAGGUUGCCCAAGUGCCCAUUGGCACUGUGAUUCAUAUUAUGAAGGGUGAAAUUCCUUCUGUAGUUGUAAGCCAUUUUUCUGAAGAUUUGGAUCCAUGGGAGAUUCCAGGUAUGCCUAUUGGUGAUGCAACUGGAUCUGACCAGCACUGUGCCCUUUCUAGCCUAAAUACAGAGGAGGAUACUGGCAGCUCAUCAUCUCAACCUCAAAGAACCGUAGAGGAAUCAGCUGGCAAAACUACCCAAGUUGGAUUAACUGAUAUUCAUUCUCAAUCUUCAUCUUCUUCAUCUGAGAGUUGCACUGAAGAUGAGACAGAGAAAAAAGAACAACUUCAGUUGAAUGUUGCUGAAUUGACUGUACAAGGUCAACGAAUAACUAUUGCUCGUGGAGGGGAAGGUGGUUUGGGUAAUGUGUCCUCUGUGAAAGUAUUUGAUGAUGAGGAGUCGUCCAUUCGUGUUGGUUUGCCUGGUUCUGAAGCUGUUCUUAUAUUAGAGCUAAAGAGCAUUGCUGAUGUGAGCCUAGUGGGAAUGCCAAAUGCCGGUAAAAGCACUCUACUGGGGGCUAUAUCGAGGGCUAAGCCUGCAGUGGGCCAUUAUGCCUUCACAACUCUUAGACCCAAUUUGGGGAAUCUGAACUUCGAGGACUUUUCACUCACAGUUGCUGAUGUUCCAGGAUAUGUGGUAGACUUGGCUUCUGCAUUGGAUGGUAGAAAGGGAACACCGCCUUGGGAACAGCUUAGGGAUUUAGUUUUAGAGCUUGAGUACCAUCUAGAGGGUUUAUCAAAUCGGCCAUCCUUGAUAGUAGCAAAUAAAAUAGAUGAAGACGGUGCUGAAGAAGUGUAUGAAGAAUUGAAAAGAAGGGUGCAAGAUGUUUCUAUAUUCCCUGUAUGUGCUGUUUUGGAGGAAGGAGUGCCAGAGCUAAAAACUGGUCUUAGGAUGCUUGUGAAUGGUGAAAUUUCAGACAGACUCCAUUUAGAUAAAAUUAUGGUUGACUAAAGUUUAGUGAUAUCUCUGCAGAAAAGAAUAUCGUUUUGCCGGCAUAGCACAAUGAUCAAUUGUUUGAGUUGUAGAGUUUCAAUUCAGAUUGUAGGUAUUUCAAAGCCAACGUGAGUUGUAGAUUUACAUUGUUUUGCAGUAUCCAUACUAAGUUUUGCACAUGAACAUCACACUCUCAGUUUAGAACUAUACUUCUGUAAGGCAAUCAUUUCUUUUCAGUGUCAGUAUACCCAUGUAUGUAUUGCAACCCAAAAAUGAAAUUUCAAAAUAUGAACAAAUGAUUUUUCUUUUUAGUGGUCAGACAGAAUCAUCAUGUUAGCAAAUAUGUUUGAAUCACCAGAUUGAAAUGAAGAUCAAGCUCACUAAUGUGAUUUGAUUUGCAA
Molecule: messenger RNA, 1913 nt
Organism: Prunus mume (Japanese apricot)
Lineage: Eukaryota; Viridiplantae; Streptophyta; Magnoliopsida; Rosales; Rosaceae
Source: RefSeq, a predicted model, not a curated record